AAGUGGAGUUGAAGUACCAAACAAAAAAGGCUAAGGUCAUCACUGUCAUGUCGCUCAAUGUUUUAAAUAUUAAACUCCGACUCUUAUCGUCUGAUUCAUCAAAAGAAACACACAAACACCUCUGAAUCUGAAUAUCAUGCAUUGCAUGCUGUUGGGCCUAUAAAACAAUUACCCCAUUCCUUUGCCUUAGUCAACUUGCUCUCUCCAUUCUUUGCUUAGGAAGGGAAAAGAAAACCAAUGGAGAUGGGCAUGGCUUGUUCCGUGCCCAGUAGUUUCAUUGGAUUGUCCUGACAGUCCCGAACUGCUGCCCGAACACCGCCCCUUAGGUCGUUGGCGUCCUCUUAUAUCGUACUCCAUAUUGAAGAGAAGAAUCAACAAUGGAGGAGACUUUUGUUCCCCUUCAGGGGAUAAAGAAUGACCUUAGGGGAAGGUUGAUGUGUUACAAGCAAGAUUGGACCGGUGGCUUCCGAGCAGGAUUCAGGAUUCUUGCUCCCACAACGUACAUUUUCUUUGCCUCAGCGAUCCCCGUGAUAUCAUUUGGAGAGCAGCUGGAGAGAAGCACAGAGGGAGUGUUGACGGCAGUUCAAACCUUAGCAUCAACAGCGGUGUGCGGGAUCAUCCACUCGAUCAUGGGAGGACAACCUCUGCUGAUCCUAGGAGUUGCAGAGCCCACUGUGAUCAUGUACACUUUCAUGUUCGACUUUGCUAAGGAAAGACCAGAUCUGGGCAGGAACCUCUUCCUCGCAUGGACAGCUUGGGUAUGUGUAUGGACUGCAGCCUUGCUGUUCCUAAUGGCCAUACUUGGAGCUUGCUCGAUAAUAAACCGGUUCACCCGUGUGGCCGGAGAAUUGUUUGGUCUGCUUAUAGCAAUGCUCUUUAUGCAGCAAGCCAUCAAAGGACUAGUCGAAGAGUUCCGCAUCCCUAAGCAAGAGGACCUGAACCAGACAGAGUACAUACCUUCAUGGAGGUUUGCCAAUGGGAUGUUCGCUCUGGUCCUUUCGUUCGGGCUCCUCCUCACAGCUAUGAGAAGCCGUAAAGCAAGAUCCUGGCGUUAUGGAACAGGCUGGCUUCGAAGCUUUAUUGCGGACUAUGGAGUGCCGCUUAUGGUUCUCGUGUGGACAGCAGUUUCUUACAUUCCAUCACACACUGUUCCCGACAGAAUCCCGAGACGGCUCUUCAGCCCCAACCCAUGGUCCCCUGGUGCCUAUGGGAAUUGGACUGUCGUCAAGGACAUGCUGAAUGUCCCGAUCUUCUACAUCAUUGGGGCCUUCAUUCCCGCAACCAUGAUUGCUGUUCUAUACUACUUUGACCACAGUGUGGCAUCCCAACUUUCUCAGCAGAAAGAGUUCAACCUGAGGAAGCCUCCUUCGUACCACUAUGACCUGCUUCUCUUGGGCUUCUUGACCUUAAUGUGCGGUCUGAUCGGAAUCCCUCCAUCAAAUGGGGUCAUCCCACAGUCUCCGAUGCAUACAAAGAGUCUUGCUACGCUCAAACACCAGUUGCUCAGGAACCGGCUAGUGGCAACUGCUCGGAAAAGUAUCAAGAAGAACACGACCUUGGGUCAGCUGUAUGGGAAUAUGCAGGAAGCUUAUCGACAGAUGCAGACUCCUCUCAUCUACCAGCAAUCCACUGUUCUGCAGGGACUGAAGGAACUGAAGGAGACGACCAUACAAACCGCUGCUAGCACUGGGCAACUCGAUGCCCCAGUGGAUGAGACACUUUUCGAUGUGGAGAAGGAGAUUGACGAUCUUCUACCCGUGGAGGUUAAGGAACAACGGUUAAGUAACCUCCUGCAAUCAAUGAUGGUUGGAGGCUGCGUUGCAGCGAUGCCUUUCCUCAAGAUGAUUCCAACAUCAGUCCUCUGGGGAUACUUUGCAUUCAUGGCCAUCGAGAGUUUACCGGGAAACCAAUUCUGGGAAAGGAUUCUGUUACUCUUCACUGCUCCAAGCAGAAGAUACAAGGUUCUUGAGGAGUAUCACACAACAUUUGUCGAGACCGUGCCAUUCAAGGCGAUUGUGACAUUCACACUGUUUCAGACGGCUUACCUGCUCGUGUGUUUCGGGCUGACUUGGGUCCCUAUCGCGGGAGUAAUGUUCCCUCUGAUGAUCAUGCUUCUGGUCCCAGUUAGACAGUACAUCCUGCCAAAAUUUUUCAAGGGGGCCCACCUCCAGGACCUCGAUGCAGCCGAAUACGAGGAGGCACCGGCAUUGCCCUUCAAUAUGGCUGCGGAAUCAGAGCUUGGAACGGGAGCUUCUUGUGCAGGGGAUGGGGAGAUUCUCGACGAGGUUAUCACAAGGAGCCGCGGUGAGUUCAGGCAUGUGAGCAGCCCAAAAAUCACGAGUUCCACCACAACACCUGCCCGUGAUGUCAUAACGAAUCUGCAGAGCCCAAGGGCAGUGUUCAGCCCUCGGAUGAGCGAGCUGAGAGCGGAGAGAAGCCCCGACACCAGACCAUACAGCCCCAGUAGCAGAGAAAAGAAGUCCACUCUUGGGAAGAGUCCGAGCAGUAAUGCUGACUCAAAGUAGUAGUCGUAAUUUUCAGCCACAGAGGCUCAUCCUGUGCCUAAUUUCUAAAAUCAGCGUGUCCUAUGAAAGCGUUUGUUGUAAAAUCUUAAUCUUCGGCAUUGAUCUUUUUCGCUGGAUUGUAUGUCGUGUAACAAUAGCAUAGCAAUAUGUAUCUGUUUGAUCAAUCAGAAUAGAGGAAUAUUACUGCUCCUUAUUUUCCCUG
This is a messenger RNA of Punica granatum (pomegranate), 2727 nucleotides long. NCBI's taxonomy places the organism in Eukaryota, Viridiplantae, Streptophyta, Magnoliopsida, Myrtales, Lythraceae. The record is from RefSeq and is a predicted model, not a curated record.